Molecule: messenger RNA, 5927 nt
Organism: Epinephelus moara (kelp grouper)
Lineage: Eukaryota; Metazoa; Chordata; Actinopteri; Perciformes; Serranidae
Product: CTD small phosphatase-like protein
Exons: 8
Coding region: 646-1476 (276 amino acids)
Molecular function (GO): RNA polymerase II CTD heptapeptide repeat phosphatase activity
Source: RefSeq, a predicted model, not a curated record
AGCAAUGUAGUGCGGCGAGACUGCCUGCCUGAGAGAAUCCAUCACAGAAACAAACCGCCCCCUCCCACUCCGAGUGCCCCCGCUUCAGAUGCAACUCAAAAUACAUAAAGCCUCCAUGUUGCACGGGGAAUGUAGGGCCAGCAGAUAUGAACUGUUUGCUUAAAAGUGGACUUUAACGCCCAAUAACUUCGCUUCGAUACACGUUUUUGGACACGACCGAUCCGACGGGCUUCCUUGUGUUUUCAGCGUUGUUCCAGACACGGCCUCACAUUUUGGAUGAUCGGAGCUUCACAGCUAGCUAACUCGCUAACACCAAGCUAACUUCAGCUAGUUAGCAACUCGGUUGCUUUUUGUGUUUAUUCUUCUCAGCCGCAUACGCUGUCGGGUGUUGCUCUCAAAAUACUUGUGUGCAGCGAUGAUAUUUUGCCAUAAAUGAGAGCCAUUCACUGGCCUCCAUUCACCACCGUGCUAGCUGGCUGGCUACCACCGCUGCCACAACACUUCGCCCCGGACGGUUGCCUGGCUUUGUGGGCUGGCUGGUCAUCCUCGUCUUAAACAGCUAGCUAACGGUAGCUAGCAAACGAAGCAAGGGCGCUAGUACGAAUAACAUUGUGGGAAACAAAACAGGAAUAACCACCCGUCUAAAUGGACCACAUGUCCAUAAUAACCCAAGUUUCCAACCCGAAGGAGGAGGAAAUAAUAUCCUUUAACCAGGAAAAAGCGUCCCAGUCGAACAGCAGCCUAAAGAAGCAGAGGAGCCGGAGCAUCUUCAGCACAUUCUUCUGCUGCUUCCGCAACUACAAUGUGGACCCGCCAGCCACCAACACCAACACCAGCUCCCUGCCUCCACCUGUUGAGGAGAAUGGAUCGCCUCCCAAGUCUGACCAGGUCGAGGUCAUCCCUGUCCCUAGUCCACCAGCCAAAUACCUCCUACCAGAGAUGAUCAUAUCUGACUAUGGCAAAAAGUGCGUGGUGAUUGACUUGGAUGAAACGCUCGUCCACAGCUCGUUCAAGCCCAUCAGCAAUGCAGAUUUUAUUGUUCCAGUGGAGAUCGAUGGUACCGUUCAUCAGGUAUAUGUGCUGAAACGACCCCACGUGGACGAGUUUCUUCAAAAGAUGGGAGAGCUGUUUGAAUGUGUGCUCUUUACAGCCAGUCUUGCCAAGUAUGCAGACCCUGUGGCAGACCUGCUGGACCAGUGGGGCGUAUUUCGAGCGCGACUCUUUAGAGAGUCCUGCGUUUUUCACAGAGGGAACUAUGUCAAAGACCUCAGCCGGCUGGGACGAGAACUCAGCAACGUCAUCAUUGUUGACAAUUCACCCGCCUCUUAUAUUUUCCACCCAGAAAAUGCUGUCCCUGUCCAAUCCUGGUUUGACGAUAUGAAUGACACAGAGCUCCUGGACCUGCUGCCUUUCUUUGAGGGACUCAGCAAAGAAGAAGAGGUUUACGGAGUCCUGCAGAAUCUGAGAGGCAGGUAGCAGGACACACCACAGGGCCGCCUGUGCUCUCCAUCCUCCUCUCUGUCGAUCUCUGCCCCCUCCUACAGCCACAUCUCUCAGACUCAGGCAGAUCCUCCCACACGCGCCCCUCUUGUCUCUGCCCCAAGGGGACGCCUUGGAGUCUCACUGUGGAAACCGUCAUGUUAACCCCGUCUCCGCUCUCAUCUCCUGGUGAACGGCUGCCUUCUGAGUGCCAUCAGAAAAUUUAAAACAAACAAAAAAAUAAAACACUAAAUAUCCCAGGAGCACUGUGUUUCACACAAACCACACCAGAAAGCGCUCAGAGUGUCCUAAGUUAAUAAUACUGGGGACAAAAUGCUAAGAGGAGUGAACUCUGGUCUUUAUUUUCAAACCAACAAAGUUUUACUAUUCGGUGAAGUGCUUAUUUUAAAACCAAAAAAAAAAGGUUUUGUCCGAAAUUUCUUUUGUGGUACCACACAAAAGUCUGAAAUGAUUUUGUCCUCGUAUUGUUGCUAUGCAGGCAGUUUCUGGUGGUAGAAAGGACUGUGAUUCUCUUUUCUUACUGAAUGAAGUGCCUUGUGUGAAUGUUGUUUAUAUGGGAAGAUAUUUUGUACAUGGCAUAUUUCCAGAGUACUUCAGUCUUUUCACACACAAUAUGCUUUAAAGUGGACACAGAAGUAUCUUGAUAUAAAAGUUUUACUUUUUUUGAUUAUCAAACGCUGGGUAAAUGUCUCCAUAGUAUUCUUUUUUUUUUUCUUUUUUUUUUCUUCUCUCCCGGUAUGCUUGUGCCAUUAUAUAGAUGUGACUUUGUUUCUUUCUGCUUUCAUUAUACGUAGAAAUAGUUUACUUUGUUUUAGGCGAAGGAGUACGUUUGCAAUUGUGAACUUUAUGCCCCAUCUGCAAGUACAGUAGUUCUCUGAUAGUUUGAUCUGAAAGCUCAGAUAAAUUGUGCCAUUUUAUUUUCUGUCUUCGCCCCCUUUAUCUCAUUUUGUUAUUAUUUGCCAAAUAAGAAAAUUAUUUUUUAACAGGCUUCAUAUCUUUAACAGGGGUUCAGCUAUAACUGUUAAACCUUUAGUUGUAAGUAUAGCGUUAUAGGUUUUAUUCUUUUGACAAAUAGUUGUAUGUUUUUAAUGUUAUGAGGUCCUUGUUUGUCAUGUUGUGCUUAUCAUGUGGCUAGCUGUUAGCCCACCUGCUUUCUUGUUCUAUUUUAUCUUUUUUUUUCUUUCUUUCUUUUUUCUUUUUUUUUGGGCACACGAGUGGUGCAGCUUCACCCUUACACCUCUUCUUAACUGGACGCGAUGCAAAUGAGUGAACAUCAAAUUGUUGUAGUGGUUAGUCAUGAAGAAGUCCUAAUUUGCUCAGUGCGUCAGCAUACAGGCCAAGUGAAGUGUUGCUUGGUUCAAGCAAUACUCGCCCAGAUUUGUGCACUUUAGGGAUGUCAGCGAAUAAUCUGUUAACCGCCGAGAAUAUUCUUGACCGGUUACGCAUGUCGGUUGAUAGGCUAAACAGCCAGCGAGCUGCAUCAGCAUGCAGAAAUGUAGUUCUCGCUGCCCACCCUUCAGUCUCCACUGGUUAGCUAGCCGCUCUGCACCGCCCGGGUUGGGCGGGAACUAACUUUAGCUAGCUGCACCACUCGUUUACUGCUAGUAACACCAUCCCGAACUAAUAGUAUUUUUGUGGAAACAUUGAGCCCACCGUAUGGUGUCCCCUAGGUUGUUUCAGUGAGUAAUCGGUUCAAUUUUAAGCUGCAAAACCCCUUUGGCAUCACUGUUAGCUCUGUUAGCAUCGUUAGCAGUGUCAACACACCUGGUUUUGCUAGUUAACAAUGCUAAAAGGAUUCUGUGGCUCAAAAUGAAGCGACAUUCUCACCGGGACAACUUUGGGGGAGACUGGAGGGUGGCUUAACGUGUCGCAGUGAUGUCAUCCAUCACCGGGAUGGCAUUCCAGUGGUAGUUGCAAAUGAGCAGUGCUGCUAGCUAACCUAGCUCACACCUGACCUGGGUGGCGCACAGUGCAGAGCGGCCCGGGCUAGCUUACCAGUGGAGAUCAGAGGGUGGGCAGUGGGUGCUAUGUCUUAGCAUGUUAACAUUGCCAGCAGGCUGUCCGUCAGCAAAGCCAACAGGAAAUAAAAUCAAAGGCAAAACAUUAAAAUGUCAUCACCUCUGCAUGGAUAGCACUUUGAAAUGCAGCACUGAAGCUCACAGAGUCAUUGGAAUGCCAGACUAAAAAGAAAGGUCUCUUAUAUUUCAUGAUAUUUUGCGUUGUUUACUGCAAAAUUAAUUAGUUAAAUACCAGUUAAUGGGUUUCUGUUGAUGGACUGUCAAAAGAAAAAUUACGUCCCUAGUGCAUCUCCAAACUCAGAGCAACAGCAAGCCAUUAUUUUGGCUCCCUGAAUGUUGAUGUCACCUGUAGUAUACCUGAAACUUUGUCGCGCUCUCCCUGUCAGAGUUCCUCGCUCGCCCGCUGUAUGUUAGGAAGAGGUGUUGGGCUGCAUUCACACCAACUCCAGCGAUGAGCAGCAGGGUUGUGUGGCGAUGUGGGAGUCGGGGGUGGGAAUCACCAGAGGCUCCAUGAUACGACAUUAUCACGAUACUUAAGUAACAAUACGAUAUUACUGUGAUUUUAAAUGUUUUGUGAUAUUGUGAUAGAUUGCGAUUUAUUACCAUUUUUCAACUGAAACUAUCCACAGAGGAAAAAUUUAUCGAAAUUAUCUAACACGAUAAAGUUUUCAGUCUGUCCAUCUCACUUCAAUCUUCUUCUUUUUUGCUGCAAAAUGAAUCAAUUGUAGUCGGCCACGAAAAGAUUGAUUUGUAUUUGCAAUAUUAAUAAUUAAUACAUUAAAAAAAGAUGCUUGGCGUCCGUGUAUCGACACAAUAUUGCCAUGCAAAAUAUCGCAACCCAAUGCUGUAUUGAUUUUUUUUCCCCUGCCCCUAGUGGGAAUGUCACUCAAACAUCACUUUUGGAGGAUGGAGAGAAUCUCCUCAUGUCAUCGACUGGGUAUUUGUCUUCGCUCAUUUUUUCAUGCUGGCUUAAAAGAUCGAUUGAACUCCUUGUGGUUAUCAUUACUCAGUCCUUCCAGGAUUUUGUGCUGCUUUUAGGAUCGUUGCGACCGGAAAUGCCUGAUUUCACUGCAGCUUUUUUUUUAACAAUUGUGAUUCAUGUUGCGACGUUCUUUUAUUCACUAUAAUUAUUAACUAUAGAAAAAGACUUAACUUGUUCCAGUGAACUGCGGGCAUCUCUCCAGUCUGAUUUCCUGUUGUGCGAUUGCCCAUGGGAGCUUGCCAUUUGGUUGCGUUUCUCCAAAAACAGAAUCUGCUUCAACUUUUUGCCGCAGGCCGCUGUGUUUUUUCUUUUCCAGCCGCUCCGCUGCCGCCCCACCGCUGCUGCUUAGACACACUACCCUCACUGAAAUGAAUGGGAGGAGUGAUUUGGUGUGAACGCAGCCUUAUAAGAUGAUCUUUCUCCAUAAUUGUACACAGUUGCAAAGGUAUACCUUUUGUUGUUUCAAACAGGCUGGGAUCUUACAGCAAAUGGGUCGAGUGCCAUGUUUUUAUGUUUUCUCAUGAGGUUAGUGUCUUUAGGGAAUAUAGGAUAGUGUCGGAUCGAGUCUGGACAGAGUUAAAAUCACACCACUUUCUCCUGGUUUGGUCCAGCGCUGGUGUAAAACCAGUGGAGACGUUGUGUGGUAUUUAUCUUCCCAGAUUUAUUUUAACUGCUCUUCACCUCAGUGCCUACGUUUGAGAGGAGCCACGCAAACCGAAUGCUGCAACAUGAGCUACCAUGGCAAUAACCUUUUUUGCGGGGAGUGUUUGGUUUGGGUGUCUAGAGCACUUGUUAAGGCAGGCCUGGUUCUCACAGUGACUUUUCGUGUUCAUAUGAACCUUCAAACAUUUUUUUUUUCAUAUGAUUUGAUCCAAAAACCGGACAUACACAUAUAAUUUAGUCUUAGUCUUUUUAGAUUUUUUUUUUUUCCUUUUCAAAAUGAAAAAUACUGAAACAACUUGAAUGUUGCUCGGUCUAUUUCCGCAGCAACAGCCAAACAACCCUGUACAGUGAACUACAUUGCCAUAGUUAACAGCUUGUGUUGUGGACGAAAAGGAGGACGCCUUCCAAACCUACAGAUGGGUGCUCAGUCCUGGCUCAUCCAGACAGCCUCCAGAUGUUAGGGGCCAGCUCUAAAUGGAACACUACUGGGGCACUGCAAAAGGACUGUGAAGAACCUCACCAUGGCAUUGAUGCCUUACUGCCUGUGGAGGCACAAAGCAAUGUUUCUUCAUUAAUUCCAACGUUACAUCCACACGUUUUAGCAUCGUCUCAUUAGUAUUUUCUUAUGGAGCGUGAGGAAGGUGCAUGUAUGUACUAGACCAGUGGUUCCCAACCUUUUCUUUAACCCCCCACACCCCUUCAUCAACACCAUCCGUCAGGUCCCAGAUGCGUUCAGUAACUGGAUGUUAUUAAACUCAAUUCAC